This is a messenger RNA of Nerophis lumbriciformis (worm pipefish), 1848 nucleotides long. NCBI's taxonomy places the organism in Eukaryota, Metazoa, Chordata, Actinopteri, Syngnathiformes, Syngnathidae. The record is from RefSeq and is a predicted model, not a curated record.
AAUAUGCGAAAGUUAGCAACACAUGCUAAAUAGCAAGACGUCUGCGAAUUGUUGUCUUUUUGUUUUUGUCUCCCGUCCUCUGUGCUAUUUCUUUCUAUCUACACGUUCAUAGCUUCUCGCAGGCAUGAAAUGCACUGUUUUUACAGCGUCGCCGCAAAUUAAUUUGGGGGCUUUUCGAGGUGUCUUCGCUUGUUAGCGGCUAACAAAGAGACGCGGAAGUUAGCAUUACGUGCUAAUUGUUGUUCUGCUGAGACAAAAAUGUGUAAAGUUCAAAGUUUGAGAGCGUUAGUGAACGAGCGACUGGCUGCUGUCGUGGAAGAAAUAUUCGUAGUGCUGGAAAGAACGAUAGCGGAGUACGAGGAGGAACUUUCUCGAACAAAAGACGAGAACGAGCGACAACGUCAACUACUGGACGCCGUCUUUAAGCCGCAACUCGUCUUGAACAAAGGCGUCCGUGAAGAAGAACUUCCCCCCGAGCAGCAGGAGGGGCGCUCCAGGGUAAAGCAUGAGAAGCUACAGACGCCCCACAUUAAAGAGGAAGAGCAAGUGUGGGCUCAGGAGGAAGCUGACAUCAGCAAGUUUCCAGUGACUUGUGUGAUUGUGAAGAGUGAAGAUGAAGCUCAGCGGCCACAGCUUCAUCAUAGCCUCGGUGAGGCGAAGAGAAGAUCGGAACCCGACAGUUUCUUAGCUCCGCUGUCAGAUUGUGACGACACAUCGUCACAGUCUCCUGACACUGACGUUGGGGACUCUCAAGCAGAUAUGAUGUGUCACGCCGACAACAAACAAUAUCAGUGUUCCCAUUGUGACAAAACAUUUAACAGCAAAAGUCAUUUAAAGAAGCACAAGCAGUGUCACGCUGUCAACAAACACGUGAAAUGUUCUCAGUGUGACAAAACGUUUGUCAGCAAGUCAACUUUGAAAACACACAUGAGGUGUCACACGGGCGAGAAACCAUUCAGCUGCUCAUUCUGCAGUAAAAAGUUCUCUCAGAAUGGAAAUUUGCUGAAGCACACAAGAACGCACACCGGAGAGAAGCCGUUUUCCUGCUCAUGGUGCACCAAGAGUUUUUGUGAUCGCUCAGGGUUGGCUCAGCAUCAGAAAACGCACACCGGCGAGAAACCGUUUGCUUGCUCGGUGUGCGGCCAACAAUUCUCUAUGAAAGCAAAUAUGAUGACACACACACGAACGCACACCGGAGAGAAACCUUUUGCCUGUUCGGUGUGUGGUCUGAGGGUAGCUCAAAAAAUUCAUUUAACAAUUCACAUGAGGAGACACACCGGGGAAAAACCUUUUUGCUGCUCGUUUUGCGACAAGAGGUUUUCCGACGGUUCGUCGUUGGUUCAACACACAAAGACGCACACCGGUGAGAAGUUGUUCAGUUGCAAAUUUUGCAACAAGAGAUUCACUCGUAAGUUUCAGUUUCACCAUCACAAGUGUGCUGACAGGAAGCAGCAGUAAGUGACGCUGCGAGACUUUAAAUGAGGCGUGAAAGCAAAAAGGACCGUUUGACUUUGUAACAACAUGGACGCUGUAUUUGACCUCGACCCUCACAAACUGUGAAGUCAUGUAGAUGAAGACCUCACAAGGAGCUGACUGGCAUGAUGUCUUUAGGACAUACAUUACAGUGUCCAUGUAAGGACACACUCUUGCCUGCCUGUGAUUGAAAACUACUGUGAAAGUAUUCUAAACAAGGUUAAAUAUGAAUGCAGAAUCUUUUCCAUUUCUAGAUGGUUAGGAAGGUGCUAAUAAUGUGUUUAGAACUAGAACAAUCACAGUAGACAUUUAUUUUAAUUGUCUGUAUUUUGUAAUUUUAGGAUAGCAUAUUGUAGCCAAGCCAAUGGCUAUGAU